AGGUUUUUUUAAUGCCAGUCGCGAGCUUGUCCGCCAGUUUGUUAGUUUUGCUUGACGAGAGGACUUCGUAAUGGUCGUCAUGCUCCGCGCACUGACUUCCACCAUCUUUCCACGCGUGGGAGCCGUGUCGUGGCGCCGCUAUUCGGCCGCCGCCAUCCCGGCUCCCAACACCCGGCCGGAAGUGCACUUUAACAAGCUGUUCAUCAACAACCGAUGGCAAGAUGCAGAAAGUGGAAAAAGUUUCCCCACAAUCAACCCAUCCACGGGGGAGAUCAUCUGCCAUGUGGCGGAGGCCAGUGAGGUUGAUGUUGACAAGGCAGUGAAGGCAGCACGGGAUGCCUUCAGGCUGGGGUCGCCGUGGAGACGGAUGGACGCCUCCGAUCGCGGCCUUCUUCUCAGCCGCUUGGCAGACGCCAUCGAGAAGGAUGCUGCCUACCUGGCGGAAUUGGAGACCCUGGACAACGGCAAGCCCUACGCCGUCUCUUACACCGUGGAUGUGCCCAACGUGGUGAAAUGUCUCAGGUACUACGCAGGCUGGGCUGACAAGUGGGAAGGAAAGACCAUUCCCAUUGACGGAAAUUACUUCUGCUACACCAGACAUGAACCUGUUGGCGUGUGUGGACAGAUCAUACCGUGGAACUUCCCCCUCCUGAUGCAGGCUUGGAAACUUGGUCCUGCUCUGGCAACAGGCAACACUGUGGUGAUGAAAGUGGCUGAGCAGACGCCUCUCACUGCCCUCUAUGUGGCACACCUCAUCCAGCAGGUGGGCUUCCCUGAAGGUGUGGUCAACGUGUUGCCGGGCAUGGGGCCCACAGCUGGAGCUGCCAUUGCCAGACACAUGGAUGUGGACAAGGUGGCCUUCACAGGCUCCACUGAGGUGGGUCAUCUCAUCCAGCAGGCGUCAGGUGGCAGCAACUUGAAGAAGGUCACUCUGGAGCUGGGAGGGAAGUCUCCCAACAUCAUCCUGUCUGAUGCCAACUGUACGCUGACACCACACUUGGAAUAUUUGUGUUUCUGUUGUGCAGUGGAGGAUGCGGUGGAACAGUCGCACUUUGCACUCUUCUUCAACCAAGGCCAGUGUUGUUGUGCAGGAUCACGCACCUUCGUGCAUGCAGACAUCUACCAGGACUUUGUGCAGCGCAGUGCUGAGCGCGCACGCGCUCGUGUCGUCGGUAACCCCUUUGACCUGACCACCGAACAGGGACCCCAGGUGGACGAGGAACAGUUCCAGAAGAUUCUGGGGUACAUCAAAGUUGGGAAGAGUGAAGGAGCCAGGCUGAUGUGUGGAGGAGGCGUGGCUUCUGACAAGGGUUACUUCAUCCAACCUACUGUCUUUGGAGACGUGCAGGACAACAUGACCAUCGCCAGGGAGGAGAUCUUUGGUCCCGUCAUGCAGAUCCUCAAGUUCCACACCCUGGAGGAGGUAGUGGAGCGAGCCAACGACUCCAAGUACGGUCUGGCGGCGGCCGUCUUCACCAAGGACUUGGACAAGGCCAACUACGUCUCACAUGCCUUGCGUGCUGGCACCGUCUGGAUCAACUGCUACGACGUCUUCGGGGCCCAGGCUCCCUUCGGGGGCUACAAGGCUUCAGGCAAUGGCCGAGAGCUGGGAGAGUACGGCCUGGACAACUACACCGAGGUCAAGACGGUGACCAUGAAAGUACCUCAGAAGAAUUCCUGAGAAUGAAGCAGUCAAAUAAAACUUCCUUCAGCAGAUUUUACUCCUUUGAAUGAUUUUGUACACAAAUGUAUUCAACUAGUAUUCAACUAGUACUUCAACUUGUACUUCAACUUGUACUUCAACUAGUACUUCAACUAGUUUAGUCACCAAUCACAUACGUGACGUCUAGAGUGGCAGACUAGACAAGAGUGUCAACAACUACACAACAUCUUCAAGAAAGGUACAACAUGUUGACUCAUGAUGAAAAUGUAACACUCACACACACAUACUGUGUGUAGUCUGUGUGUCCCUACUCACACCUGACACCUUGUGUCACAUGUCUGCCGCCUAAGGUUUGAGUGCGUAACACAACGUGCACGUGUGUAACACAACGUGCGUAACACAACGUGCGUAAGAGAAGUGCAUGUGUGUAACAUGUGUGAGAGAAGUGCAUGUGUGUAACACAACGUGCGUAAGAGAAGUGCAUGUGUGUAACACGUGUGAGAGAAGUGCAUGUGUGUAACACAACAAGUGUGUAAGACAAUAGGUGUGUAAGACAACUUGUGUGUAAGAGUUUAUCAUUAGCUCCACUAAAGUUGCUUGAAAAGUAGUGACAGUGAUAGCUAGUUUGGAAGUUUUGUAAUUGUGUUAGAGAUCUUCUGUAGAAGAUCUGAAGGGGGAUUGGCAGAGAUAGAUAUCUACAUAUACCCAUAUUCAAGAGUUAUUUCUUUUCUCCAUAGUCAUAUUUGAAAACCGAUAGUGUUUUUCCAUUUGUGCUCUUUAUGGUUGGCGUAUGGAAAAAGACAAGACUUCCGAAGGGUUUUCAGAUCAACUUAGGCGACGCAAAUUGAAUGUGUUUUUUUAGGUUGGUCUCUCCAAAGCUUUGGAAUAAAUUGCAAAAUCCCUA
Nerophis ophidion (straightnose pipefish) is the source of this 2567-nucleotide messenger RNA. RefSeq names its product aldehyde dehydrogenase, mitochondrial-like. The transcript has 14 exons. Gene Ontology annotation, molecular function: aldehyde dehydrogenase (NAD+) activity. Lineage: Eukaryota; Metazoa; Chordata; Actinopteri; Syngnathiformes; Syngnathidae. The record is from RefSeq and is a predicted model, not a curated record. Bases 71 to 1681 code for a protein of 536 amino acids.